AUGGACAUCAGUUAUGGGUUUAUAAACAGCUGCCUCCAGUCUCUGGUGAUGGAAAAGUUUGGCCAGAAGACCUGGGACAAACUGAGAUCUCUACCAGGGGUCCAGGAUACGUUCAUGACAUAUACAGUUUACGACGAUAUCCUAACCCUCAGCCUGGUGCAGGAGGCCUGUUCACUGCUGGAUGUCCCCGCUGAUGUAUUUCUUAAGCUUUUUGGAGAACAUUUCUUUACUUUUUGUAAGCAAGCGGGCUAUGACACCAUGCUGAGGACACUGGGAGGAAAUCUCAUUGAAUUCAUAGGAAAUCUGGAUGCUCUCCAUAGUUACCUGGCUCUGUCCUAUCAGGAAAUGAACGCACCAUCUUUCCGAGUGGAGAUGACAGACGAUGGGAAGAUGCUACUUCACUACUAUUCUGACAGGAAGGGCCUGUACCAUAUUGUACCUGGUAUCAUAGAGGCAGUUGCCAGAGAUUUUUUUAAUAGCAAAGUGACCAUGGUGGUUCUCAAUCAAUCAGAGGAAGAUGAGCGGACAGGGAAGAAGGAGCACGUUGUGUUUCUGGUCAAAGAGACCCACCAAGCUAGCAAGACUAGAGACCUGGACCAUUCCAGUUACAGAGAGGGGGCAUUAAGAGCAAUGAGAGAGAGGUGUGUGUCACUGGCUGGGGAAAAGAGUGGCUGGGAACUGAUCAGAGCUGUGGUUCUCUCAGAAAAAGGCCACCUCCAGUGCACCUUCAGUCCACAUUACCCAAACAAGCUGUGGAUGGAAGAGAAAACUUUCUGCAACACUUUUCCCUUCCAUAUUGUCUUUGAUGAAAAUCUGAAGGUAAGGCAGGCAGGAGUGAACCUACAAAAGUUUGUUCCAGGUCUCCAGGCCCGAGAUGCUACAGUGGACCAAUACUUCACCAUUAUACACCCACAGGUGGCUUUUACCAUUGAGAGCAUCAGGAUAUUCAUCAACAGUCAGUUUGUCUUGAAGAGCUACACAGACAAACACACCACGCUCAAACUAAGAGGUCAGAUGUUGUGGAUGGAGUCUCUUGGCUGUAUGCUGUACCUGUGUUCUCCGAAGCUACGAAGCCUCCAGGAGCUUCAAUAUGUCGGCCUCCACCUGGCCGACCUGGCCCAGCAUGACGUCACCAGAGACCUGGUUCUUCUUAACCAGCAACGUUUAGCUGAGAUGGAGCUCACCAACCAGCUGGAGAGGAAAAAAGAGGAACUGAGAAUCCUGUCGCGGCACCUUGAGAUUGAAAAAGAAAAGACAGAGACUCUGCUGUAUGCCAUGCUGCCACGCCACAUAGCCAAUCAGCUUAAAGAUGGGAAGAGCGUAAAGGCAGGGGAGUUUGAGGUGUGCACUAUUUUGUUCAGUGAUGUGGUAACCUUCACAAACAUCUGUGCUGCCUGUGAGCCCAUCCAAAUUGUUCACAUGCUCAACUCCAUGUACUCCAAGUUUGACCGGCUCACCACUGUACACGACGUCUACAAGGUUGAGACUAUUGGUGAUGCAUACAUGGUGGUGGGUGGCAUCCCAGUCCCUACAGAAACCCAUGCUCACAGAGUGGCAAACUUUGCUUUGGGUAUGAGGAUAGCAGCCAGAGAGGUCACCAACCCCGUAACAGGCGAGCCCAUACAGAUCCGUGUGGGUAUGCAUAGCGGUCCAGUGUUAGCUGGGGUGGUGGGAGAGAAGAUGCCUCGCUACUGUCUGUUUGGAGACACUGUUAACACUGCGUCCAGGAUGGAGAGUCAUGGAGUCCCUGACCACAUUCACAUCAGCACUCCCACAUAUAGUGAACUGAAGAAUUCAGGGUUCAACAUACAAGAGCGUGGGCAGAUUGAGGUGAAGGGCAAAGGCCAGAUGACCACUUACUUCCUGUUAGGGAACCUGCUGGUGUCAGAAGAUAGCAUCAUGGGACGAGAGGUUGGAGAAACCCGUCUUUACAUGGAGGACCUUCAUGGCAAGGGCAAAACAGAGCCUGACAAAGAGCCUGAUGUGAGAACUAAGACUGAGCAGAGGAACACACUCUCAGAUGGAGUCAUCGCCUCGGACCUCAGCCGCUUAGACGCCAUCACUCCCUUUGCCUGGGACAUCACCUCGCCGUAUGAGACCAACGAGAACAGCUACAACACACCUGCAAAGAGCAGACUGUGUGUCUUACUCUGA
Messenger RNA from Micropterus salmoides (largemouth bass), 2154 nucleotides. Its product is annotated as guanylate cyclase soluble subunit beta-2-like. Gene Ontology annotation, biological process: response to oxygen levels; cGMP biosynthetic process. The transcript has 17 exons. Gene Ontology annotation, molecular function: guanylate cyclase activity; heme binding. Gene Ontology annotation, cellular component: guanylate cyclase complex, soluble. Bases 1 to 2154 code for a protein of 717 amino acids. The record is from RefSeq and is a predicted model, not a curated record. NCBI's taxonomy places the organism in Eukaryota, Metazoa, Chordata, Actinopteri, Centrarchiformes, Centrarchidae.